Molecule: messenger RNA, 1552 nt
Organism: Teleopsis dalmanni
Lineage: Eukaryota; Metazoa; Arthropoda; Insecta; Diptera; Diopsidae
Gene: ttm50
Product: mitochondrial import inner membrane translocase subunit TIM50-C
Exons: 5
Coding region: 251-1432 (393 amino acids)
Molecular function (GO): phosphoprotein phosphatase activity
Source: RefSeq, a predicted model, not a curated record
AUUUAAGUAAAUAAUAAAAUAUAUCAUUUUUAAGUUAAUUGCGCACCGCUAGAUGUCACAUGUACAGCAUUUUAAGUUUGAGCACAGAGGUCAGCAGUGCUCCAACUGUCAAAGUACUGUCAAAGAGCUGUCAAAGUAAUAAAGUAAAGCAAUACCAGCAAAAAUUUUGAUCACAUUAUACGCCGGUGAAAUGAAAUAAACAUUGAUUUAUCAAGCAAAAUUGCGAAGUUCUUUUGUAAAUUAUAACAGCAUGGCACAUAGGAAUAUAUAUAAUUUGGUACAUAACUUUGGAAACAACACUACGCGCCGUUUUAAUUUGUUUCAAGGAAUGAAACAAAAAUGUAUAUUGAAUAAUCACUUCCAACAUGCGGUGCCGCCAGUAGCUUCGUUAAAUAUUACAGAAUACAGAAAUUUGACAACAGAAACUACAAAAAAGACGCAAGGGACAGAGUUGCUUUCACGAUUAUUUCCUCAAACGGGAGAAAAAAAAUCAGAGGAAGAAGUCGAGCGCGAACGUAAGAAAAAAGAAGCGGAAGAUAAGGCCGAAAAUGAAAAGGCGUGGAAGCGUAUGAAAAUGGGUUUUGCCAUUUUUGGUGGCGCAUCUAUCGCAGUAGGCCUUUGGGCUAUGUAUGAAUUCGGCAAACCUGAUGUGGAUACUGACGGUAAAGUUAUUGAAGACGAAUUCAGCUCCGAACCACUAUUGCAGCAAUAUUUUCUACGAAUGUGGAGAUCUAUGCAUUAUUACCAGAAAAUGAUUCAAGAACCAUCGAGAGACAAAUUACUCCCAGAUCCUCUCAAACCACCAUAUAUACAGCCAACAUAUACAUUAAUAUUAGAAAUGAAAGACGUGUUGGUACAUCCGGAUUGGACAUAUCAAACUGGAUGGCGUUUUAAAAAACGUCCUGGUGUUGAUCACUUUUUACAUGAAUGCGCAAAACACUUCGAAAUUGUAGUUUUUACUGCUGAACAGGGCAUGACCGUAUUUCCAAUUUUAGAUGCCUUGGAUCCAAAUGGGUAUAUAAUGUAUCGCUUGGUGCGUGAUGCUACUCAUUUUGUUGAUGGACACCAUGUAAAAAAUCUGACUAACCUUAACAGAGAUCUAAGUAAGGUAAUAGUCAUUGACUGGGACCCCAACUCAACACAAAUGCAUCCAGAGAAUACUUUUAAUAUUGGCAGAUGGAUGGGCAAUGAUGAUGAUGCGCAAUUGUUUGACCUAGUCAAUUUAUUAAAAACAAUUGCAACUUCUGAUGUAUCCGAUGUAAGGGAGGUACUAAAUUAUUAUCGGCAGUUCGAUGAUCCACUAGAAAAAUUCAAAGAUAAUCAACGCAUUUUGCUAGAGCAAAUGGAAGAGAAGGAACGCGAACUGCAAGUAAAACUUAAAGAAUCCCCAAUGGUUAAAAGAUGGAGACCAAGUUUUAUGGGUCGGUCUUAAACCAAACCAAAAAAAAACCAAACUGGCUGAAUAUAAUUUAAACGAAGGAAAUAUAAUUCGCUUUCAAUUUAAAUGAAUGAUCCAUUUAUUAUAACUUUUAUUUUAUAAAAUAAAAACUUU